AGGCCUUAUUUUAUUCUUUCCCUUCGCCCGUCGCUCUGGGGAGACCGGCCGGGUAUCCCGCGGCGCACCACGAACUCUUCUUUCUUCGCCGUCGCCCCACCGCUACCGCUCGGACUACCACCACCGCUCCACACCUCCCGUCGCGCCGCCGAGCGACGGCGGCAUCCGCCUCCUCCGGUCCGUCCCGCCACCCGCGCCGUCUCGCCUCUGCCCUGCCUCCCUCCGUCGUUCCUGGCCGCCGGGCUUCUUCUCCGUCGUCGGCGACGCGCGUGAGAAGGAAGGAGGAGCCGCAGCACGUGGAUCCAGGGCAGCGGCGUCCGUCCCGCGUGAGAAGAGAGAAGGAACCGAAAGAUGAUUAAUCUUUUCAAAAUAAAGGGUCAAAAGAAAGAAGAGGCAGCAAGUGCUGCUGGAAAGGCCCCGGUUAAGAAACAGUCUGCUGGGGAGCUCCGUCUUCAUAAAGAUAUUAGUGAGCUCAACCUGCCGAAGACCACAUCAAUUUCUUUUCCCAAUGGCAAGGAUGAUCUUAUGAAUUUUGAGAUCAUCAUCCGACCUGAUGAAGGAUACUACAUGGGAGGCACUUUUGUUUUCACCUUUCAAGUGUCCCCAUCUUAUCCUCAUGAUCCUCCAAAGGUCAAAUGCAAGACCAAGGUGUACCAUCCAAAUAUUGAUUUGGAAGGCAAUGUCUGUCUGAACAUUCUGCGCGAAGAUUGGAAGCCUGUUCUCAACAUCAACACUGUUAUUUAUGGCCUGAAUCUUCUUUUUACGCAACCAAACGACGAGGAUCCUUUGAACCAUGAAGCUGCAGUUGUCCUUCGUGACAACCCAAAGAUGUUUGAGGCAAAUGUGAAAAGAGCCAUGGCUGGAGGCUACGUAGGCCAACACUAUUUCCAAAGAUGUGCUUGACUUGAUGUGAUGGCUUCAAAACGAUUUCAGUGGCGCCUUAUGCCAUCGGGCCCCUGUAUCAGCACCAGGGCGCCCAGCUUUGCUGGAUUUGUGUGGUUUUAGUGCGCGGAAAAGUGCUUCUGGAAGCAAAGUCCAAAUAGUUCAUGGUGUGAUACUGUGACGUAUCUGUUUGCCCGUCUUUGUGAUGUGUUUAAAACCGGUAAAGUAAAUUUGGUGAUAUGGUAGUGGCACAUAUGACAAGCAAAUGCUUCUCAAAACUGUAUCACUCGAUAAAUCCUAAACGGGGAAUGGGAAGUGGAUUAUAUAAAGAAGAAUUGCUUCUUUUCCAGACGAACAAAACGAUUGAUGAGGUGGUAUCUUUGAUUUUUGUA
Molecule: messenger RNA, 1274 nt
Organism: Sorghum bicolor (sorghum)
Lineage: Eukaryota; Viridiplantae; Streptophyta; Magnoliopsida; Poales; Poaceae
Product: NEDD8-conjugating enzyme Ubc12
Exons: 6
Coding region: 352-903 (183 amino acids)
Source: RefSeq, a predicted model, not a curated record